AUGCUGCCUUCCUCCCGGACCCAGCUAGGGCUCUUCUUCAUCCUCCUCUGCCCCGCCAACAUCAUCGGGCUCUGGUGGGCAGUGGGGAGCCCCCUGGUCAUGGACCCCAACAGCAUCUGCCGCAAGACGAAGCGGCUGGCGGGGAAGCAGGCAGAGCUGUGCCAGCUGGAGCCGGAGAUCGUGCAGGAGGUGGCCAAGGGCACCAAGCUGGGCGUCCGGGAGUGCCAGUACCAAUUCCGCUUCCGCCGCUGGAACUGCACCAGCCACAGCAAGUACUUCGGCAAGAUCCUGCAGCAGGAUAUCCGGGAGACAGCCUUCGUGUACGCCAUCACGGCGGCCGGGGUGAGCCACGCCAUCACGCAGGCCUGCAGCAUGGGCGAGCUGCUGCAGUGCGGCUGCGAGCUGACACGGAGCCGGGCUCCCCCCUCGCCCGCGGCGGGUUCGGGCACUGAGGGCACAGCCUGGGAAUGGGGGGGCUGCGGGGACGACGUGCAGUUCGGCUACGAGAAAUCCCAGCAGUUCAUGGAUGCCAAGAGCAAGAAAGGCAAAAAUGACAUCCGAGCUCUCAUCGACCUGCACAACAACGAAGCUGGGCGCUUGGCGGUGCGCAGCUACAUGAGGACAGAGUGCAAAUGCCACGGGCUGUCGGGCUCCUGCACCCUGCGAACCUGCUGGCGGAAGAUGCCCCAUUUCCGCGAGGUGGGGGACCGCCUGCUCGAGCGCUUCAAUGGGGCUUUCAAGGUGAUGGGGGGCAACGACGGGAAAACCCUCAUCCCCGUGGGCGACAACAUCAAGCCGCCCGACAAGCAGGACCUCAUCUACUCAGCCGACUCGCCCGAUUUCUGCUCGGCUAACCGUAAGACGGGCUCGCUGGGCACUCGGGGCCGCGUCUGCAACAGCACGGCCAUGGACACGAGCGGGUGCGACCUGCUGUGCUGCGGGCGAGGGCACCGGGACGAGACCGUGGUGCUGGAGGAGAACUGCCUUUGCCGCUUCCACUGGUGCUGCGUGGUGCAGUGCCGCAAGUGCUCCGUCCGGCAGGAGCUCAGUCUCUGCGUCUGACGGCUCGGGGUGGGGCGAGGACAAUUUUGGGGGGCCACCCCCUGGCUCACACUGUGUCCCCACCCCCCCGGG
Molecule: messenger RNA, 1134 nt
Organism: Chroicocephalus ridibundus (black-headed gull)
Lineage: Eukaryota; Metazoa; Chordata; Aves; Charadriiformes; Laridae
Gene: WNT6
Product: Wnt family member 6
Exons: 4
Coding region: 1-1062 (353 amino acids)
Biological process (GO): cell fate commitment; canonical Wnt signaling pathway; neuron differentiation
Cellular component (GO): extracellular region
Molecular function (GO): frizzled binding; cytokine activity
Source: RefSeq, a predicted model, not a curated record